AGCAGUCCCCUGCUGCACUCCUAAGCUCCGGGUGGCCUCGUCUGGAUGGGGAGAAAGGUUCUCCCUUAACACAAGCUAAAACCUCGUGGAGACAAGCACAACUCCCUGCUGAAGCGCUGGCCUGAUCGCUGUCUUCUCAGGACUUCAAAAAAGAAAAGUAUUGCACAGCCCAGCCCCUGCCUGAAGGGGUUAACGACAGCGGCCAGUCAGCCCAGAGAGUCCCAGACAAUUUCUUAGUGAGCGACCGUUUAACACACACACAGACCCUCGCAGGCAGGAUGUGGGAUACUUUUCAGUCCCUUCAGCAGCACGGGGCUGCGUCAGAGGGAGGCUCUAACCCAGCAGGCCGCUGAAAGGAUCUACCUGCCAGCGAUCGGGGCUCGGCUCAGCGCGAAGGCAGGAGAAUGGAGAGGGAGAAUAACUAUGAGAACCUGGAGAUGAUGGAAGCUGCUCCCCAGCCAAAAGGAAAUCCUACCGAGACAUCGGUCCCUUGGCGGCGCGGGGCGGGGCGGAUCGUUACUGCUGUCCUUCUGCUCCUGACGCUUGUGGCCCUGGCCAGCUCCCUCCUUGCUGUGACGCUUCUAUAUUUCCGGGCACAGAGCAAGCUGCAAGCGGUUGAAGAAGCGGUGCAGAAGCUCCAAGUCUCUCUGCGGCCUGACAACGCCUUGGAUACGUCAGCAAAGGAAUCGGACAGUCUGCAGCUCCUGGACGAAGCGCUGGCAGGAGUCCGGAUGCUGAAAGACCAGCUGGGUCACGUCAGUGCAGCGUAUGGAGAAAUCCAGACCCGUCUGGACAACGUCAGCGCAGCGUAUGGAGAAAUCCAGACCCGUCUGGACGACGUCAGCGCAGCGCGAGCAGCAGUGCAGGGUCGCUGCAGUCAUGUGCUGACAAAGCUUUCCAGAGGCUGGAGGUUUCAUGGUGGGAACCUCUAUUACUUUUCACAAGAAAAAAAGCCGUGGGACGAGGCCGAGCAGUUCUGUGUGUCUCAGGACUCGCACCUGACCUCUGUCUCCUCCCAGGUGGAACAGGAGUUUCUCUCCAACGAGAGCAAGGGAGAAAGUCACUGGAUUGGACUCACCGACCGGGGGACAGAAGGCAUCUGGCGCUGGGUGGAUGGCACAGAAUUCAGAGCAGACGCAAGCAGGGAGUUCUGGGAGGAGAAUCAGCCAGACAACUGGCAUCAGGGGACAGGAGGCAGAGAAGACUGUGUGGAGAUCCGCCCAAGCAAGCUGAAUUUGUGGAAUGAUGCCAACUGCACUCUGCCUUCUAGGUGGAUUUGUAAGCAGGCCCAUGGACAGGCUGGGCUGUGACAUGCGGGUCCCAGCACCUCAGAAAGUGCCUUAAUUUCCAAGCUAUGGAGCACGUUUUCCAGCCACCUGCCGAUGAGGAGCCCUGUGCACUGGCGGGGGCCGCUUGGCAUGUGCAUUGCAGGGACGCUUUGUCUUGGUGUGAUAUUUCUGCUGUAGCAGAGACAGCUGUCCUUAUGCCGCUCAGUGUGCAUGGCUCUGUAAUUUGUAUGUUUCCAGGUCUGUCACAAAAUAAAGUCCUUGGAUCAUA
Molecule: messenger RNA, 1557 nt
Organism: Chelonia mydas (Green sea turtle)
Lineage: Eukaryota; Metazoa; Chordata; Testudines; Cheloniidae
Product: C-type lectin domain family 4 member F
Exons: 9
Coding region: 405-1310 (301 amino acids)
Biological process (GO): biological process involved in interspecies interaction between organisms
Cellular component (GO): external side of plasma membrane
Molecular function (GO): carbohydrate binding
Source: RefSeq, a predicted model, not a curated record